AUGUCGGAGACGGCCCCAGUUGCCCCUGCUGCUCCUGCACCUGCAGAGAAGACACCUGUUAAGAAGAAAGCUAAGAAGACUGGCGCAGCCGCCGGAAAACGCAAGGCGUCUGGACCUCCUGUGUCCGAGCUUAUCACCAAGGCUGUGGCGGCCUCCAAGGAGCGUAGUGGCGUGUCGCUGGCUGCGCUCAAGAAAGCGCUUGCAGCCGCCGGCUACGAUGUGGAAAAGAACAAUAGCCGCAUCAAACUUGGGUUGAAGAGCUUGGUGAACAAGGGCACUCUGGUCCAGACAAAGGGCACCGGCGCCUCUGGCUCUUUUAAGAUCAAUAAGAAGGCUGCUUCUGGGGAAGCCAAACCUAAGGGUAAGAAAGUCGGCUCAGCCAAGGCCAAGAAGGCAUCGGGAGAUGCCAAGAAACCCAAGAAAGUAACUGGGUCGGCCACCCCUAAAAAGGGCGCCAAGAAGACUCCGAAGAAAGCAAAAAGGCCUGCUGUGGCUGCUAAGGCCAAAAAAGUGGCCAAGAGCCCGAAGAAGGUGAGGGCAGCCAAACCCAAGAAGGCAGCUAAGAGCCCGGCUAAGGCCAAGUCCCCAAAGCCUAAAACCGCCCAGCCAAAAUCUGCCAAACCUAAGGCUGCAAAGGCCAAAAAGGCUGCGCCCAAGAAGAAGUAA
Messenger RNA from Elephantulus edwardii (Cape elephant shrew), 666 nucleotides. Its product is annotated as histone H1.3-like. The coding region runs from base 1 to 666 and encodes 221 amino acids. Gene Ontology annotation, molecular function: structural constituent of chromatin; DNA binding. Gene Ontology annotation, cellular component: nucleosome. Gene Ontology annotation, biological process: nucleosome assembly. Lineage: Eukaryota; Metazoa; Chordata; Mammalia; Macroscelidea; Macroscelididae. The record is from RefSeq and is a predicted model, not a curated record. The transcript has a single exon.